GUUUUGCACUGAUUUCUUCUGCUAAUGAAUUGAGGACAUGCAAGGCAAACUUAGCUCAUUGAUUUAAGCACUUGACUUUUGACCAGUGGGCCUCGGGUUCGAAUCCCACUGUGCCUACCUAGAGCGGGUAACUGGGAAGUAUCAUUAACCCUUACACAAUAAGUGUCACUCAUAAUCCCUGGAAUAUGAAACACCCCUUCCAGGAACUGAGUUCAAAGAUUGCAUGCUAACCGUUUGGUUCAAUGAUAACACUCGCAUCUUGUAACUCAAUGAUCCUGAGCUCAUUGCUCCAUGCAGUCAUGUGUUUGCAUUAGUACAAAGUGCCAAGCUAGAAAAUACUCGCUCUGUUAGCUCUCCUUAGUUUCUAAAUACAUCUAUGGCUAUUUUCAUUGAAAACCUGGUUCACUAAUGUGUUUAUUAUUAAUCUCUAUUAAGGAAAAAGCUGAAGUCAAAGAAGCAUUUGAUCGUUAUCGUGAAGAAGUAUCUGAAAUGGUUGAAAAUAUAGAAAUGAUCACUUUAGAUAAAGAAAUGACCGAAGAAAAACUAGAAAAAUUGACUGGAGAAAUUGAAUUACUUAAGGAACAAGUAGAAGAAUUAACUCUUGAGAAUCAAAUCUUGAAAGAAGAAUUUGAAGAAAAAGUAUCAGUCGGUGUUGAAGGCGGUCCAACUCUCUUACAGUUUAAAAAUCUUGAACAACAAAAUGAACGAAUGAAAGGAGCACUGGUCAAGCUACGUGAUUUGGUUAAUCAAGAUAAAUCGGAAAUUUCAGCUUUAACUAAACAGAUUACAUCUUUAGAAUCAGAAGUUAGUCAACUUCAAACAGAAAAAGAACGAUUAACAAAAAAUUUAAAGGAUAGUGUUGAACAAAUUAUUGAAUUAAAAGAACAAGUGGAUGCUUACCUCGGCAUUGAUACAAUGGUCAGUCAGUUGACACAACGUAAUUUAGAACUGGAAGAAACGCUUGAGAAAAUUAAAGAAGAAAGAAAUGAUCUGGAAGCUCUUUGUGAAAUGAAUGAUGAAUUGCAAGAGAAUAGUCGUCAAACAAAACUUGAACUACUUGAAGAAAUUGAACGAGCCAACAGUCAAAUUAAUCAACUUGUACGUCAUUUAGAUGCGACACGUGAAACAAUUGCAGACUAUGAACAAACUCUUGGUAAAUUUAGAGAUUUAGUCUCUGAUUUACAAACACAAAAUACUGAUCUACGUAGGUCAUUAGCGGAUGGAAAACGCCUACAGGAAGAACAACAGCAACAAAAUGCCUAUCGUACAGUUGCAACAGAUCUUGUCGGUUCUACAGCUGCAUUUAUGGGGGGUAAAUUCGGAUUAGGCUCUCAAGUACAAACUCUUGCUAAAGUAAUUGAAGCUGAAUUAAGACGCCUUGAAGCAGAACAAACUGCAAAUCAUGUGACGCGGUUAUCUGCUUUCUUACCUGACUCAUUUCUCCGACGUGGUGGUGAUAAUGAAGCAUUACUUUCACUUUUGUUAAUCGAUCGACUAGCUGGGAAAUGCGAUCUGCUGGCUAAUCAUAUUGUUGAACGUUAUCCAUUGCCUCCUUGUGUUCCGGGUCAAGCACCACUACAGAUGUCUCAAGGUGAAACCAGUACUACUACUACUACUACUGAUAAUCCAACUGAAGUUGUUUGUGGAAUUUGUAUUCCUGGUACUGAUAAUCCACUGACUAAAACACAAUCAGAAUUCUAUAGUUUUAUAACUAGACUAAUUCAUCUACUCCGGUCAAUGGCUUCUUUGUUAGGCCAGUGUAAACAGUAA
Trichobilharzia szidati is the source of this 1770-nucleotide messenger RNA. The record is from the annotation of a GenBank genome assembly. NCBI's taxonomy places the organism in Eukaryota, Metazoa, Platyhelminthes, Trematoda, Strigeidida, Schistosomatidae.